AUGUCACAGCUGCUCGAACGUUGUUUUUCAGACUUAUGGACGCAGCGCUUCACCUUUGAGCGCAUGGGCUUCGAUCUGCAGUGUAAGGCCCCAAGGCGGGUUCUAUACGGACCCGUGCGCUACAUCAUCAUGGCACUGGCCACCAGUUUCGAGCUGUGCGCUGUCAUUGCCUUCAUGUGUGUGCACCGCAAUCAUAUAGUCCUCUUCUCGGAGGCCCUGAUGCAUGGCAUACAGAUGAUUUCGUCUCUACUAAAGAUGUUCAUUUUCGUACGGAAAGCACGAGUGGUUGUCGAUCUCAUUGCAGAUGUGCAGGACCCGGAAUUGGAGGUGCAAUGGAAACGACGCGGUCAGCAGCUCUCUGCCAUAUACUUUCUUAUGUGUGCCCUGACGAGCAUAUCCUUUCUGCUUAUGCCCGUGGUUCUGACACUCCUGCGAUACCUUGCCAAUGGAGAGUUAGAGCCGUUCAGUGCAUUUCGUGUGGUCCUUCCCUACGAUGUUACGCAACCGCACAUUUAUGUAUUGGACUGCCUCAUUAUGUGUUUCGUGCUGACUUUCUUCUGCUGCUCCACCACCGGUGUGGACACGCUCUAUGGCUGGUUCAUCUUUGGACUUAGUGCGCACUUUCGAGCACUCGGGUUGUGCCUCGAACGGGCCGUAAUUAUCUCUUCGGACUGCCCGGAGCGUUUUGAGCUCGAGAUGUCGCGCGUGUUUCGACAACACUGUGGAGUGUUGUCGUUGGUGCAGCGAUUCGAUGAGGCCUUUCGGGAGAUUGUGUUGGUUGAGGUGCUGUUGAUUUGUUUGCUAUACUGCUCGGUUAUAUGUCAGUACAUUAUGCCACAAACGAAUCAGAAUUACGCCUUUCUCGCCUUCUUCUCCAUGGUGGUUACCACGCAGCUGUGCAUUUAUGGCUUUGGUGCCGAACAGCUACGUCAAGAGGCCCGAUUGUUCUCAUUACAGCUUUACGAAAAGCUGCCUUGGCAGAGUCUGUUGCCCGGCAUGAGGCGCCUCCUACUGUUUCCCAUGCUGCGAUCUCAGAAGGAAAUCAGCUUGAGUGGCUAUUUCUUUUCGCUCGGCAGGCCAUUGAUGGUCUGGAUCUUUCGUACAGCGGGCUCGUUCACUACAUUAUUAAGUGCGCUCAGGGAUAAGUAUGAGUGA
This is a messenger RNA of Scaptodrosophila lebanonensis, 1155 nucleotides long. RefSeq names its product odorant receptor 1a (gene Or1a). NCBI's taxonomy places the organism in Eukaryota, Metazoa, Arthropoda, Insecta, Diptera, Drosophilidae. Gene Ontology annotation, molecular function: odorant binding; olfactory receptor activity. The transcript is spliced from 4 exons. Gene Ontology annotation, cellular component: plasma membrane. Gene Ontology annotation, biological process: detection of chemical stimulus involved in sensory perception of smell; sensory perception of smell. Bases 1 to 1155 code for a protein of 384 amino acids. The record is from RefSeq and is a predicted model, not a curated record.